AUGGCGGAAGACAGAAUAUCCGUCUCUGCCCUUGCCCUCUUAGCUGAACAGGAUCCGCAGCAACUCCAGCUUCGUGCUAAGAGCCUUCGAAGCUUGGAGUUUGCUGCCGGCGAUUCCACGUAUCAUGCUGCCUUCCGAGACACCAAGUUUCAGACUCUGGAGCGCCUUGUACUUGAUGCGUCGGAUCAGAAUGAGGAGCAUUUGUUGAAGCCCUAUCUCCAAUAUGCUCUGAAAGCUUUCAUUUUCUUCGGAGGACCGAUUUCUGAUCGGUUUUUGGAGACGCUUCAGGAAUCUUGUCCACAGCUGGAGGAGCUUCUAAUUGACAAUCCGCGCAACUUAAUAUCCCCAGAGGGGUUCCUGAACUUCCUUAAAGGCGCCAAUUGUUUGAAGAGAUUAACAAUCAUGUACGGCAUGGAUCGGGUUGCUAAUGACGACGUUUUCGUCGCUCUCGCCACCCGCUCUGAUCUGCAGUCGCUCCAAUCUCAGCACACGAUAACUGCAGAGCUCAUAUCCUUGGCCGAAAGACAGCAGAUCAAUCAACAUGGUGAAGCGCGGCUAUUUCCCCGUCUCGAAAAGCUCGUUUGCACGGCAACUUUUGACGGGUUCGUUCGGCUUCUACCUCACUUACGCCAACUCGCCCACCUAGAGGCUACCAUUAUAAGUGACGGGGCAAAUUCGACCGGAUCGCAUACCUUACUUCAAGCCAUACCCGCCUCCAGUCCACAUUUACGUAUUCUCAAGCUAGAAUGCUCGGUGAUGGAGCAAGUGUUUAUCAGCCCUAGCGAGCUAGUCCAUCUCGCACAAGGACUUCCGCACCUUCAGCAACUAGAAAUAUCAGGCCGUGUACGAGCUCCCGACCUGGAAAGCGACCACAUGUCCCUGAUUUCCGAGGCUUUGCCUGACCUCAAAAUCCUGCAUCUUGCAUUCGAGUGCUCGUUGACGGAGGCCGCACUUAUCGAACUUGGCCGAAACUGCGGUAGCCAUAUGGCAGACUGCGAGCUCUGGGGAUCUUAUGCCUUGCAAAAUCUUGAAGGAAGCGGUGUAUUCUUUCCUGUGUUGCGGGAUCUUGUGCUAGGGAGAUUGGUGCCGCCAGCAUCCGGCAAUGCUAAUAGCCAGGCAGUAAAUGCUGCCCGGCUGAUGAAAGAAUUGGCACCUAAUCUCAACUCGUUUGACGUGGUGACCGAAGACUCCUUUUCCACUUUAGUGUACGAGUGUUGGACGGGUUAG
Daldinia vernicosa is the source of this 1227-nucleotide messenger RNA. RefSeq lists its product as uncharacterized. The record is from RefSeq and is a predicted model, not a curated record. The coding region runs from base 1 to 1227 and encodes 408 amino acids. Gene Ontology annotation, cellular component: SCF ubiquitin ligase complex. NCBI's taxonomy places the organism in Eukaryota, Fungi, Ascomycota, Sordariomycetes, Xylariales, Hypoxylaceae. Gene Ontology annotation, biological process: SCF-dependent proteasomal ubiquitin-dependent protein catabolic process. The transcript has 2 exons.